AGGGCUGGGUGUCUCUCUCUCUCUCUCUCUCUCUCUCCUUCUGUCUCUCUCUUUCUGUCUCUCUCUCUUCUGUCUGUCUCUCUCUGACUUUUUCUCUGUCUCUCCUUCUCUCUCUCUCUCUCUCUCUCUCUCUUUCUUUCUCUCUCUCUCUCUCUCUCUCUCUCUCAUCCUCUUCUGUCUUCAUUUUUCCACUUACCCUAAAACAAGGCCUUUUUGUCCGAGGCCUCAUCAGACUCACAUGGUUCAGAAAAGAGAGGACGCAGAGGUGGGACGGAGUGAGGCGGAGGGGAUAAAGUGUGCAAAGGAGAGAUUCCUGAGGAGACAGUCAGGAAAAUCACUUCUUACAUCAGCUUUUGGAUGCCUUCUGUUUAUUCCUUCAGCUUCUGAGUCAAGAACAGAGUGGAACACAGAGUUUUAAUAAAAACAAACAAAAAAAAACAAGAUUUUAGAAAACUGGAAAAGUGGAAAAAUUCCCAGAUCAGGUCUCUGGAUUUGGAAAGACAGCGGAACAAAAUUCUAGAAGCUGGAAAACUUGGAUAAGUUUAUAGUGGAAAAAUUCCCAGAUCAGGUCUCUGGAUUUGGAAAGACAACGGAACAAAAUUCUUGAAGCUGGAAAACUGGGACAAGUUUGUAGUGGAAAAAUUCACAGAUCAGGUCACUGGACUCUGAAAGACAAUGGAACAAAAUUCUAGAAGCUGGAAAACUUGAAAAAUUCCCAGAUCAGGUCACUGGACUCAGAAGGACAACAGAACAAAAUUCUUGAAGCUGGAAAACUGGGACGAGAUUCUAGGAGUGUUAAGAGAGUGGACCGAGGACUCCGAAGCAGUGAGACUGGAACAAAAUUCUAGAAACCAAAAAGACCGGAACAUUUUUCCAUAACCAGUGAGAUAGUGGAUCAAGAUUCCAGAAACGGAAAAACACCGAAACAAAAUUCUAGAAAGCUAAAGACUGGAAUAAUGCUGUAAAGACCGAACAGAACAUUCUGGAUUCUGGGGAAAUAAACCCUGAAAAACACAGUGGGAAAAGAUUCUAGAAAUUAAAUAAGACCGUGGAAUAUUACUCAAGAAACUGGAAAAAAGAAGAAGGAAGUUCUGGGAGCAGUGGAACAAAUAUUUUAAGAAGUGAAUCUAGAUCUGCAAAACGUCUGGAAAUUAAGCCAGAAGUGGGAAUAUAGAACUCUAAAGCAAUAUGGAGGACAAAAAAGCAGAAGAUGGAGAUGCACACAUGGAUGAUCCAGAUUUGCACAUGGUGCAGUUGCAGGCCCUGUGGGCGGAGCUGAAGGCAGGACUCAGGGGUGUGGUUCAGGAGAUCUCUGCCUUACAGCAGAGCAACAGCCGUCUGGAGGAGAAAGUGUCCGAGUGCCAGAGAGACACGGCGGAGAAAAUCCUGUCUCUGAGAAACACGCUGAACACACUCCAGGAAGACACAGGUACUGCUCUGUCUCAGAUCUCUGAACUGACCAUCAGGCAAAAGGAGCUACAGACAGAUCUGGACCUACUGCAGAGGACACAACACAGGGGGGAGGAGCUAGCAGAAGGCCACACCUCUCCCUGCAGCCAAACUCAACUGAAGCGCAUUCAGCAUUACAUCAGCAGCCUGCCGACCAAUCAGAUUUCUGAGCAGGAUGCCAGUGAUUUCAAGACUCCCCCUAAAGCCCCACUUUGGCAGGAAAGGAGAGAAAGCCAUGACCUGACAGAACAGAUCAACCAGGAUAUGAGUCCAAGGCAGGUAGCUGCUCUGGGACUGCUGGAAUCAGAGAGAGUGUACGUGUCAUAUCUAUCUCUGCUGCUGAAGGCCAACAUCACCUACAACGGCUGUGAAAACUCUAACCUCAAAGACAAACGGCUGUUCCCAUCCUCUUUGCGGUUUUUGAUCCAGCAGCACCUGGAGCUGUUGCAUCUACUGCAAGAACGUGUGCUGAAGAGUCACUGGCAAGGCAUCAUGGGAGACGUGUUUCUGAGGCUUACUAGUAAAGAGAGUGAUUUUCUAGACAACUACGUGUCCUAUCUAAAGGAGCUCCCCGAGUGUCUUUCAGCCGCAAGCUUGUUCUCAAAACAUGUUGGCCUGCUAGAGGGUAACAUCACAGGAGAUGAGACACACCCAUCCCUCCACACUCUGCUGCUCCAGCCAGUUCAGCGUAUCCCAGAAUAUCUCAGGCUCUUACAGAGCCUGUUGCAUCAAACGGAAUCUGAGCAUCCAGAUUAUUACCUCCUCCUUGUGUGUGUACAGCAUCUACGGUCUUUCACCACCCAGUACAGUAACCUUCUCCAGCACAACCAGGAGCUCCUCACAAACUCACACACACACAGUCCGAGAGAACACACACACAACCUGUGCACACACCAGCCGGACCGGAUGACACACACACGCAAGGAAUUCAGCAGAUCUUCAGUAAAGCAGCUGUAUAAAGUGGAUUAUGAGAAUUCAUCAAAUUACAGUAGCACAAGUGCACUAAUUGAUCUAGCUCACGGUCAGAGCAGAAAGAAAGCAGCAGUCCGUCGUUACCCGGACUGGGAGGUGGAGCCUAAUCGUUUUCACCCUGACAUUUCCUUUGCAUCAGACUCCGAAUCUCGUCCCAAAGCCACACCCACUCAACUCCACAGGAUUCCAGAGACAGAAAGGGUGGGGUCAGCCCUGGCCGAUGCAAUGGGAGCGUUCCUCCCAUACAGAGAAGGGGACUCUCGCUGUUCGAGUCGUUCUCAUUCCACUGACUCCAGCAUCGACAUAGCUUUUGUGAGCUGUAACCCCUCCCUCAAUCCAGACCGUCAGUCACACAGCAGAGUGCACAGCAGUGUGGGUGGGGUUUACAGACCCAAUCGUGGCUGUGUGUCGCCUGAUUCGAUGAAGCCUUUACAGCCGGUACAACGGAAGAGCAAGUCGCUGAACGGCUUGCAGCUGGACAGCAUUGACGGCCACGCCCACCUGGUCAGAAGUCCCAUCCACCCGAGGCUGGUGCGCCAAUCGAGCGCCAAAUCGAGGCUGAGGAAUAGUAGUCCAGAGCGGCAUCACGAACCCAACACACACACCACCGCUGAGGACCUCACACAACAACUACACAAGGAUUCUGGUCCUCCAACAUGGGAGGAGUUCAAAUGGAAAGGCGUGUCUGAUGAAGGUGACCACACCCCUCUGAGUGAGCGGAGCAGGAAGGAGGGCAAAGGUUUCCGGAGCUCCUUCAAAAAACUCUUUAAAAAGAAGUCUGGUGGCGAGAGCAAGGUGGAGAAAGCUGUGGAGAAGGUCGAAGGACAGAGCAGCAGUGAGCUGGAAUCUGGGAGGUCAAACAGAGCGCGACAACCUGGAGAUAUCGACAGAGGAACUGCGGUUUAAACACACACACACACACUCUCUCUCUCUCUCUAUGAGAAGAAUCUAUUUUUGUUAUUAUGCACCAUCUCUCACUCUUUCUCUCUCUACUAGAAGAAUCUAUUUUUGUUGUUAAUGCACCAUCUCUUUCUUUCUUUCUCUCUCUCUUCUGGAAGAAUCUAUUUUUGUUGUUAAUGCACCAACUCUCUCUGUCUCUCUCUCUCUCACUCACACACACACCCCUUUUGUCCCUUCUUUAAUGCUUUCCUAAUAUCCUUCCCUCUCCUCUCUCAGAAUGCUAUUAACCUCCACGAUAUAGAAAUAACCUCACUUUUUCCUCCACUUUUUCUUUUACACCACACAAUAACACACAAUUCCACGAUUUCAUUUCGUCUGAAUAUUGACAUUCACAUGACAUUAAAAUGAAACUAAAAUCAUUAAUGAGUGUUUAUGGAAUUUAAUAACAGACACAAUGACCACCGUUUUGUUUUUUGUUUUUUCACCUUUAAUGUGUUACCUCAAUCUCAUAGAUCAGUUUCACUUUCAAAACAAAAUAUAGACGAUUAUACAGUCUGUAAAACCAAAUAUUAUCGUACACUAUUUACAGGUCAUGUGCAUCGUAGUGUGAAGUGAAAGUGUUAAACGCAGCAGAAGAAAGAACACGGACUCGGUUUUGUUAUAAACACAUGCUGAAACCUGUGUGGUGACGUUACGGGAUGAAAAAGGCUGCACUCUGGAAGGUUGCACUUUAAACACGUUUAUCUCUCUCUCUCACAUAUACACUCUCUGUGUCUCUGUCUGUGUUCAGCGAUGUGUGUAUUAUUCUACACCCUGCAUGUUUUGACUGGUAAGCAAUGCGUUAUGUCUAAUGGAAACACACGGCAAGUCUCGAUCCGUCAACAUUACCGACUCCGGUGAUUAAUUAAACGUAGUCCAUCAGCCAAGAUAAGUUCGCUCUACAGUUUUGCACAGAAGCUACGAGGCUAACGGAAAUAGAUAACGGAAGCUGACUCGUCUCAGACGGAAAACAGCUCAGACGUCUCGCCUCCAAUGUUUCGCGGGUGGGCGUGGCUUACAAAGUGAUGGAGAUGAUAAUACACGGUGAAAGAAAGAAAAUCAGAAAUCACCCAAAAAUUGUAAAACCAGCAGCCGAUCUGUUAUUAGAUGAGUAUACACCGAUCAGGUAUAACAUCAGCUAGACCACUGGAUCAGAGCAUCUCCAAAACUGCAGCUCUUGUGGGGUGUUCCCGGUCUGCAGUGGUCAGUCUCUAUCAAAAGUGGUCCAAGGAAGGAACAGUGGUGAACCGGCAACAGGGUCAUGGGCGGUCAAGGCUCACUGAUGGACGUGGGGAGUGAAGACUGGUCCGUGUGAUCCGAUCCAACAGACGAGCUACUGUUGCUCAAACUGUUGAAGAAGUUGAUGCAUGAUGGGUCAGGGCUGUUUUGGCGGCAAAAUGGGGACCAACACAAUAUUAGGCAUAAUGUUAUGCCUGAUCGGUGUAUAAAAUGAUAUAAAACUAGUGUUAAACAUCGUGAGUCACAUCCAGCAUCUGUUUUCUAGUUUUGUUCACUUGGCGUUU
Hemibagrus wyckioides is the source of this 4883-nucleotide messenger RNA. RefSeq names its product Rho guanine nucleotide exchange factor (GEF) 33 (gene arhgef33). The transcript is spliced from 15 exons. Gene Ontology annotation, molecular function: guanyl-nucleotide exchange factor activity. Bases 1189 to 3327 code for a protein of 712 amino acids. Lineage: Eukaryota; Metazoa; Chordata; Actinopteri; Siluriformes; Bagridae. The record is from RefSeq and is a predicted model, not a curated record.